GAAAAAUGUCCCGCCAAACACUUUCUAGAUCCGACAAGUUGACGCUUCAAGCAAGACCCGAAUCCACUGAUACUCAGACAUCUCACGUACCAUGACGAGCAAGAGGAAGCGGGCGGCCAAAGAGGCCAUCGGUGAAAACCAACCCUCCCAGAAGCGCCCGAAGAAUGGCCCCCCGGCAACCAAUGGGUCCAGCAAGUCCAAAGCUCCAAACCCGCAUCUGGACAAGUCUCCAUUUACCGAGCACCCCAACGUCGACGAGCGCAGGAGGGAACUCGCGCUGUACGAAAAGCUCGGCAGCGAAGACGUUACCGAGCGAAUCGAGGCCGCGGAUGCGAUCGUAUCAGGGCUCCUCGGCGGAGAAGGAGUUCCCGAAGCUGUUCUGUUGCGCCAUCUCGAGAAGCGGCUCUUUAGGGGCCUUGCAAGUGGGAGGAACGCUUCGAGGCUAGGCUUUAGCUUGGUAUUGACCGAGAUACUGGGCCAGUUGUUUGGCGAGAAGGACCUAGCGAGCUCCAAGUACACCGGUCUAACCUUCAGAAAGGUUUUGGUUAUUCUGGUCGAGAAGACGCAGCCGGGCGGCGGCGUUACUGGCCAGGAGGAAAGAGACCACUUCUUUGGUCAGCUGUUCGGCAUCGAGUGCUUCAGACGUGCCGGCAUUCUCUUCGCGGAAAGGGAGAGAUGGUUUUCAGUUCUGGACCUCCUUGUGAAGCUCUCAUCGAAGAAAUCAUGGCUCAGGUCGCAAUGCGGUUACGUGGUCGUGCAAGCUGUACCGCAGAUGCAGAAGAGCGUCGCGGAGAGUACUCUAGAGAAACUGGCUGAGGAGGGAUUCGCCAAAACCCCCGAGGGUGUGGGCAUCUGGAUCGCCGCCCUGGAUCGUUUUCCUGAUAUGAAGGUCCCAGCCCAGCCGUGGCGGCACCCUUUAGCGACGACCUCUCUUUCUGCGUUGCCCGCUGCUUUAAAAGACAGCGGUAGAGAGUCUACAAGCGAUGAGAAUGGCGGCAAGAAACCAAAACAGGGCACCUGGACCGCUCAACUUCACUUUGUCUGGGAUCUCAUUCUCGCCUACUUCGUCAAGCGCGGUACUCAUUCUGACGGCGAUGCCUCGGAGCAAUUCCAGCAGUUCUGGAACCGUGUUGUCGAUGAAGGCUUCGUUUCCAAGAACUCGUCCGAGAGUCAGAAGUUUUCGGGCUUCAUGAUCUUCCAGAAAAUGCUCGAGGGCGGCAGCGAUUGCCGUUUCAUUGUCCCAACACUGUUCAGUAAAAAUCUCAUGACGUGUUUGAUGAACCAAGCUGCCAAGGACGAUCGGUACCUUCACCGUGCAGCUCUCAAGGCGCUGAAAGGAAUCGAAGGCGUAAUUGAGAAAGCUCCGUCACUGCUUCCAACCAUUCUCAAAGAGCUCCUUGGCAGACACGGGGCAUACAACUUCGACCAACGCACAAAUACCAAGACCGUAGACAAGUUGCUGCAGCACACGACUCCUGCCACGGUCAAGCCUGUCCUGAAGAUCUUGCAGCUCAAGGACCCGCCCAAGAGCGGUCUUGACGAUGCAAAGUACCACCAGGCUCUUGGAGGCUAUCUGUUCAGGUUGGCGACUGUGCCUUCUGAAAACCCCGAGGCUGACACCUCGAGCAAUUCUGUUCCCGGUCUCGCGAUUAAGGCCCUGACUGAACUCGCAUACUCAAAUACAUCGGUACCAGAAAGCACAAGGGAGGCGUUGCGGACCAGGACAACGUCGGCAUUUGCCAAGUUGGUUAGGAGACCCGAGGAUUUCGGCCACCUCUGCAACGCAAUCCUGUCCAUCGAAGCCGACGUGAACGCGGACGAUGAACUUGCUUCUGUUCUAUCCAGCGCCCGCACGAGGCUAGCAGACCUGCUCGACCCCGCGAAGGGGACAGAUCAAACGAGGGACCCUCGGCAAGCGCUAGCGUUGCUGCAUGCCGUGGGAAUUCUGCAAUUUUACAACCAGGACCCGGACGUGGUGGACCUUUUCGAGGAACUCAGCGAGUGUUACGACAAGCUCGAGAGCCAUGGCAGCGGAUCUAACGAAGGUAUUUCUGAGUACCUGGUCGAAAUCCUGCUCGCCAUGGUUGCAAGACCGUCCGCGCUCAUGCGGCAGGUAUCGCAGCAGGUGUUUGAAGCGUUCAGUGGUUUCAUGUCGGAAAAGGCAGUCAGGCUUCUAUAUGAACCCCUGGCGGUGGAAGAAAGCGACAGGGGGCGGCGACUCCUGUUCAGUACAGAAGACGAGGACAUGAUGGAUGCCGGGGGCAGUGACGAGGAAGAGCUCGACUCCGACGUUGAGAUUGUCGACCUUGAAGACGCUGGUUCCGAAGUCCCGGCUGACAGCGAUGAAGGCUCAGACGUGGAAGAAGAGAGUGAGGGCGAAAGCGCGGACCAAAACCAGGAGGCCCUCGACGCGCUCGACGACGCCCUAGCAAAAGCCCUCGGCAGCCACCGGCUGGACAAGGACGCCGAGGCCGACUCGUCCGAAGAAUCCGACAUGACUGACUCGGAGAUGAUGGCGGUGGACGAGAAGCUGGCCGAGGUCUUCAAGCAGCGCGCCAAAGUACUCAACAAGAAGAAGGAGGAGAAAGACGCUAAGGACACGGUCAUCAACUUUAAGCACCGCGUGCUUGAUCUGCUAGCCAUCUUCGUCAGGCAGGAAGCGGCGCGUCCCCGCCCGAACAGGCUCGUCUUUGACGUCCUGCUGCCGCUCGUCCAGCUCGUGCGGAAGACAACGACCAAGGCGCUCGCCAACAAGGCGAGCGAGGUCAUUACCGCUUUCUCUAAAAGCUUGAAAAAGGCGCGGGCGGCCGGCGAGAAAGAUCACAAUAUGAUCAGCAAUACAGAUCUCGGCAAUCUGAUGGCAAUUCUGAGGGAGCUGCACGAAGAGGCGUCUAUGGACAUGGCGCAUGCUUUUGCUAGAGCCGUGUCGACGGCCAGCUUGGCGGUAGCGUCGGUCCUCUGCGGGCCCGAGGGUAUGAGGCGCGAGGUGUUUGAGCUGUAUGCGCGGACACAGCUGCGGUGGUUCCAGGGCGAAGUCAAAAUUCAGCCCGCGUUCUUCUCGGAUUGGCUGAACUGGUGCCAGAGUCAUGCCAGCACUGCCGCUGCUGUUGCCGCGGCGGCGGCGGCGGCGAAGGAGCAGGAGAAAGAGGAGGAACAGAAGUAGAUAGCUUGGCCCGUGGAGGAGGGGCAGAUGCUUUCAUAAUGUUAUGUACUCUGUAGGGUGUGGAGUUCUGGAUCUUAUUAAGCUGGGUUGGAAACCCAGCGAUGCUGAAAUCUGAGACGCGAUAGUGCUCAUAGCGACCGCAACUGGAAGUAGUGAGAG
Messenger RNA from Chaetomium strumarium, 3322 nucleotides. RefSeq names its product DNA polymerase phi-domain-containing protein. The transcript has 2 exons. Gene Ontology annotation, cellular component: nucleolus. The record is from RefSeq and is a predicted model, not a curated record. Bases 92 to 3163 code for a protein of 1023 amino acids. Gene Ontology annotation, biological process: regulation of DNA-templated transcription. Lineage: Eukaryota; Fungi; Ascomycota; Sordariomycetes; Sordariales; Chaetomiaceae. Gene Ontology annotation, molecular function: transcription factor binding; rDNA binding.